Symphalangus syndactylus (siamang) is the source of this 4565-nucleotide messenger RNA. RefSeq names its product interleukin 2 receptor subunit beta (gene IL2RB). Gene Ontology annotation, molecular function: cytokine receptor activity; interleukin-2 binding. NCBI's taxonomy places the organism in Eukaryota, Metazoa, Chordata, Mammalia, Primates, Hylobatidae. The record is from RefSeq and is a predicted model, not a curated record. Gene Ontology annotation, biological process: cytokine-mediated signaling pathway; immunoglobulin mediated immune response. Gene Ontology annotation, cellular component: membrane; external side of plasma membrane.
GUUUCAGGCUUUCUCAUAAGCUUCGUCUCCCCGCCUCUCCACCCCAGGCCUUGCCCCUCUAUCCCCUGCACAGGAAGUGGGCUGGCUCUGGGCUUUUAGUCUUUGCGGCCCCAGCAGCCGCAGCCGUCUCCUGGGCCAGAGCUGAGCAGGGCCCUGGAGAGAUGGCCACGGUCCCAGCAGCGGGGAGGACUGGAGAGCGCGCGCUGCCACCGCCCCAUGUCUCAGCCAGGGCUUCCUUCCUCAGCUCCACCCUGUGGAUGUAAUGGCGGCCGCCGCUCUGUCCUGGCGUCUGCCCCUCCUCAUCCUCCUCCUGCCCCUCGCUACCCCUUGGGCAUCUGCAGCCGUGAAUGGCACUUCCCAGUUCACAUGCUUCUACAACUCGAAAGCCAACAUCUCCUGUGUCUGGAGCCAAGAUGGGGCUCUGCAGGACACUUCCUGCCAAGUCCAUGCCUGGCCGGACAGACGGUGGUGGAACCAAACCUGUGAGCUGCUCCCCGUGAGUCAAGCAUCCUGGGCCUGCAACCUGAUCCUUGGAGCCCCAGAUUCUCAGAAGCUGACUGCAGUGGACAUCGUCACCCUGAGGGUGAUGUGCCGUGAAGGGGUGCGAUGGAGGAUGAUGGCCAUCCAGGACUUCAAACCCUUUGAGAACCUUCGCCUGAUGGCCCCCAUCUCCCUCCAAGUCGUCCACGUGGAGACCCACAGAUGCAAUAUAAGCUGGGAAAUCUCCCAAGCCUCGCACUACUUUGAAAGACACCUGGAGUUCGAGGCCCGGACACUGUCCCCAGGCCACACCUGGGAGGAGGCCCCCCUCCUGAUCCUCAAGCAGAAGCAGGAAUGGAUCUGCCUGGAGACGCUCACCCCAGACACCCAGUAUGAGUUUCAGGUGCGGGUCAAGCCUCUGCAAGGCGAGUUCACGACCUGGAGCCCCUGGAGCCAGCCCCUGGCCUUCAGGACAAAGCCUGCAGCCCUGGGGAAGGACACCAUUCCGUGGCUCGGCCACCUCCUCGUGGGUCUCAGCGGGACCUUUGGCUUCAUCAUCUUAGUGUACUUGCUGAUCAACUGCGGGAACACCGGGCCGUGGCUGAAGAAGGUCCUGAAGUGUCACACCCCAGACCCCUCGAAGUUCUUUUCCCAGCUGAGCUCAGAGCAUGGAGGAGAUGUCCAGAAGUGGCUGUCCUCGCCCUUCCCCUCAUCGUCCUUCAGCCCUGGUGGCCUGGAGCCUGAGAUCUCGCCACUAGAAGUGCUGGAGAGGGACAAGGCGAUGCAGCUGCUCGUGCAGCAGGACAAGGUGCCUGAGCCUGCGUCCUUAAGCAGCAACCACUCGCUGACCAGCUGCUUCACCAACCAGGGUUACUUCUUCUUCCACCUUCCGGACGCCUUCGAGAUAGAGGCCUGCCAGGUGUACUUUACUUACGACCCCUGCGCAGAGGAAGACCCUGAUGAGGGUGGGGCCGGAGCACCCACAGGGUCUUCCCCCCAACCCCUGCAGCCUCUGUCAGGGGAGGACGAUGCCUACUGCACCUUCCCCUCCAGGGAUGACCUGCUGCUCUUCUCCCCCAGUCUCCUCGGUGGCCCCAGCCCCCCAAGCACUGCCCCUGGGGACAGCGGGGCUGGUGAAGAGAGGCUGCCCCCUUCCCUGCAAGAAAGAGUCCCCAGAGACUGGGACCCCCAGCCCCUGGGGCCUCCCACCCCAGGAGUCCCAGACCUGGUGGAUUUUCAGCCACCCCCUGAGCUGGUGCUGCGAGAGGCUGUGGAGGAGGCCCCUGACCCUGGCCCCAGGGAGGGGGUCAGUUUCCCCUGGUCCAGGCCUCCCGGGCAGGGGGAGUUCAGGGCCCUUAAUGCUCGCCUGCCCCUGAACACUGAUGCCUACUUGUCCCUCCAAGAACUCCAGGGUCAGGACCCAACUCACUUGGUGUAGACAGAUGGCCAGGGGUGGGAGGCAGGCAGCUGCCUGCUCUGCGCCGAGCCUGAGGAGGACCCUGUUGAGGGUCCUUAGUCCACUGCUGAGGACACUCAGUGUCCAGUCGCACCUGGACUUCUCCACCCAGAUGGCCCCCACCCAGUCCUGCACACUUGGCACAUCCAUUUCCAAACCUCCAUUGCUGCUCCCUGGCCCUGCCGCCCGAGCCAGGAACUGUGUGUGUUGCAGGGGGGCGGUAACUCCCCAACUCCCUCUUUAAUCACAGAGUCCCACGAGUUUAGGCUCUGAAACAUCGCUCCUCUCCAGCCCUGCAGCUAUUCACCAAUAUCAGUCCUCACGGCUCUCCAGGGCUCCUUGCCCUGACCUCUUCCCUGGGUUUUCUGCCCCAGCCUCUUCCCCUCCCCUCCCCUCCCCCUCCACAAAGCAGUCUGAGCGUGCUUUCCAAAACCCAAAUAUGGCCGUGCUCCCCCUCGGUUCAAAACCUUGCAUGGGUCCCACUGCCCUCAGCCCCGCUUCUCAGCCUGGUACUUGCACUUCUGGUGUCGUGUGGGGAUAGCCCCUUCUGCAAUCCUCCCUACCGUCCUCCUGAGCCACUCAGAGCUCCCUCACACGCCCUCUGUUGCACGUGCUAUUCCCUGGGCCUGCUGUGCCCUCCCCCUCAUCUAGGUGACAAACUUCCCUGACUCUUUAAAGUGCCGGUUUUGCUUCUCCUGGAGGGAAGCACUGCCUCCCUUAAUCUGCCAGAAACUUCUAGCGUCAGUGCUGGAGGGAGAAGCUGUCAGGGACUCAGGGCGCCUGGAGAAAGAGGCCCUGUUACUAUUUCCUUGGGAUCUCUGAGACCUCAGAGUGCUUGGCUGCUGCAUCCUUUUUUUUUUUUUUUUUUUUUUUUUUUGAGACGGAGUCUCGCUCUGUCGCCCAGGCUGGAGUGCAGUGGCGCAAUCUCGGCUCACUGCAAGCUCCGCCUCCCGGAUUCACGCCAUUCUCCUGCCUCAGCCUCUCCGAGUAGCUGGGACUACAGGCGCCCGCCACCACGCCCGGCUAAUUUUUUGUAUUUUUAGCAGAGACGGGGUUUCACUGUGGUCUCCAUCUCCUGACCUCGUGAUCCGCCCGCCUCGGCCUCCCAAAAUGCUGGGAUUACAAGCGUGAGCCACCGCGCCCAGCCGGCUGCUGCAUCCUUAAUGCUGGGGCCCAAGUAAGGGCACAGAUACCCCCACAAAGUGGAUGCCUGCUGCAUCUUCCCACAGUGGCUUCACAGACCCACAAGAGAAGCUAAUGGAAAGUAAACUCUGGAGUCCGAGGCCCAGGCAGCAGCCCCGCCUAGUGGUGGGCCCUGAUGCUGCCAGGCCUGGGAUCUCCCACUCCCCCCUCCACUGGAGGGGUCUCCUCUGCAGCUCAGGGGCUGGCACACUGGCCUCCAGAAGGGCAGCUCCACAGGGCAGGGCCUCAUUGUCUCCUCUGCAGCUCAGGGGCUGGCACACUGGCCUCCAGAAGGGCAGCUCCACAGGGCAGGGCCUCAUUAUCUUUCCACUGCCCCAGACACAGUGCCCAGCACCCCGUCGUAUACCACAGAUGAACGAAUUAAUUACCUGGCACCACCUCGUCUGGGCUCCCUGCACCUGACGUUCACACAGAGAGGCAGAGUCCCGUGCCCAUUAGGUCUGACAUGCCCCCUUCUGCAAGGGGCUUAUCCCCCCACCCCGACCCCUCCACGUAUCUUUCUUCUGCCCCAGGCAGAUCACACUGCAAUGGCUCAAACAACCUUCCACCCUAGCAGGACAGUGACCCCAGUCCCAGCGACCCCAGUCCCAGCUAACUCUGACCUGGCAGGCAUCAAGCACCUGCACUUACAGGCCCUGCUCACAGUUGAUUGGGCACCUGACCACACGCCCCCACAGGCUGACCAGCAGCCUAUGGGGGGCUUGGUGCCAAGCUCUGUCCAAUCAGGUAGGCCGGGCCUGAACUAGCCAAUCAGAUCAUCUCUGUCUUAGGCGUUUGAACUCAGGGAGGGAGGCCCUUGGGAGCAGGUGCUUGUGGACAAGGCUCCCUGGAAAAGGUAGACGAGCGUUGAGCCGCUAAGCAGAGGACCUUGGGCUCCCAAUACAAAAAUACCUACUGCCGAGAGGGCUGCUGACCGUUUGGUCGGGAUUCCUGUUGCCUUUAUAUCCAGAAUAAACUCCCCUUUCUUGAGGUUGUCUGAGUCUUGGGUCUAUGCCUUGAAAAGAGCUGAAUUAUUGGACAGUCUCACCUCCUGCCAUAGGGUCCAGAAUGUUUCAGACCACAAGGGGCUCCACAGCUUUGCUGUGUGUUCUGGGGCAACCUACUAAGCCUCUCUGCAAGUCAGUUUCCUUAUCUCCCCAAAUGGAAAUUGUAUUUGCCUUCUCCACUUUGGGAGGCUCCCACUUCUUGGGAGGGUUACAUUUUUUUAAGUCUUAAUCAUUGGUGGUAUAUGUAUCUAUACAUCUGUAUUUUUUAAUGGUCUGUGUGUACCAUCUUUGUGGUUAUCUUCUUAAUUUUUUUUUAAGUCAAUUCAUUUUUGUUGAAAUAAAUUUAUUUAAAGAAAAAUCUUUGUUACUCUGUAAAUGAAAAAACCCAUUUUCGCUAUAAAUAAAAGGUAACUGUACAAAAUAAGUACAAUGCAACAAAA